CCACUCUGCCCGUAGAAGAGUACGACUUUCGACCCCGCCGAAGCCUUCCCCUCUGCGCCGCAACCAUGUCGCUUGACGAAAAGAAGCACGUCUCCACGUCCACCCUUGAGACGAUGGACGACGAUGAUAAGGAGCUCCUCGCCAUGGGUUACAAGCCCUCGUUCAAGCGCGAGUUUACGAAUCUGGCCACAAUUAGUUUCGCGUUCAGUAUCAUGGGUCUUUGCUCCAGUAUCUCCACGACGUUCAACACCCCCUUGCUCACCGGAGGUCCUGCCAGUGUUACCUGGUGUUGGAUUCUUGGAGCAUGUCUGUGCUUCGCUCUUGGUGCCAGUAUCGCAGAGAUUGUCAGCGCGUUCCCCACUUGUGGUGGAUUGUACACCGCCUCCGCACAAUUGACGCCCAAGAAGUACCGAGCCUCAGUUGGCUGGCUUGUAGGGUGGCUCAAUAUUCUUGGCCAAAUUGCAGGUAUCUCCUCGACUGAGUUCGGUCUGUCAAACAUGAUCCUUGCAGCGGUCAACAUUGGAACUGACGGUGCCUUUGAGAUCACCUCGGGCAAAGUCGUGGGUCUCUUCGCGGGUCUUAUGGUCGUCCACGGUUUGCUGAAUUCCAUGGCGACCAAAUACUUGGCUCAUCUCACCAAGUACUUUGUCUUCGUCAACCUGGGAACCACUUUCGUUAUCAUCAUCGUUUUGCUUGCGAAGACCCCUCGUUCUGAGAUGCACCCUGCUAGCUAUGUCUUCGGUUCCGAUGGUAUUGUUAACCAAACUGGAGGGUGGAACACAGGCCUUGCUUUCCUCCUUGGUCUCCUCUCCGUUCAGUGGACGAUGACUGACUAUGAUGCCACUGCUCAUAUCUCUGAGGAAGUCAAGCGAGCGGCGUAUGCAGCUCCCUCUGCCAUUUUCAUUGCUGUUGUUGGCACUGGUUUGAUUGGCUGGUUGUUCAACAUCAUUAUCGUCCUCUGCUCCGGUCCUCUUGCUGAACUCCCGGGCCCCUCUGGCAAUGCUGUGCUUACCAUCUUGUUCAACCGAGUUGGUAAGGGAGGUGCGCUGGCUAUUUGGGUAUUUGUUUGCUUGACUGCGUUCUUCGUCGUCCAAACUGCCUUACAAGCUGCCUCACGAACUGUUUACGCUUUCAGCCGCGAUCACGGGUUGCCUGACGCUGGUUUCUUUGGAAAGAACAACAAGCGGACUCACACUCCUCUUCGCGCUAUCUGGCUCACCACUUUUAUCUGCAUCCUGCCUGGCUUCUUGGCUCUUGCGUCUCCCGUCGCUGCGAAUGCCAUCUUCUCGCUUACUGCCAUUGGACUUGACCUCAGCUACCUUCCUCCUAUCAUCUGCCGACGUAUCUUCGCCAAUCACCCCGAGGUUAUGUUCAAGCCAGGUCCUUUCUAUAUGGGAGACGGCUUCCUGGGUUGGUUCUGCAAUGUGGCUUGCGUCUUGUGGACACUCUUCAUUUGCGUUAUCUUCUCGUUGCCCACGGUCCUCCCUGUCACCUCCGAAAACAUGAACUAUGCAUCAGUUAUCACUGCUUGCGUUAUUAUCCUCGCAUACGCUUGGUACUUCGCUGGGGCCCGCCGCCACUAUGUCGGCCCGCAAUCCAAUAUUAACGACAGCAGCGUCGACAUGAUCAAACAAGAUACAGAAACGAAGAAGGUUUCUGACGACGAGGGGAGCAAUUCAUGA
This is a messenger RNA of Coprinopsis cinerea okayama7#130, 1682 nucleotides long. RefSeq names its product amino acid permease. Bases 66 to 1682 code for a protein of 538 amino acids. Gene Ontology annotation, molecular function: transmembrane transporter activity. Gene Ontology annotation, biological process: transmembrane transport. The record is from RefSeq and is a predicted model, not a curated record. The transcript is spliced from 19 exons. Gene Ontology annotation, cellular component: membrane. NCBI's taxonomy places the organism in Eukaryota, Fungi, Basidiomycota, Agaricomycetes, Agaricales, Psathyrellaceae.